Messenger RNA from Cynoglossus semilaevis (tongue sole), 1710 nucleotides. Its product is annotated as lecithin retinol acyltransferase. Lineage: Eukaryota; Metazoa; Chordata; Actinopteri; Pleuronectiformes; Cynoglossidae. Bases 52 to 750 code for a protein of 232 amino acids. The record is from RefSeq and is a predicted model, not a curated record. Gene Ontology annotation, molecular function: phosphatidylcholine-retinol O-acyltransferase activity. Gene Ontology annotation, cellular component: rough endoplasmic reticulum. Gene Ontology annotation, biological process: retinol metabolic process; vitamin A metabolic process. The transcript has 3 exons.
CAGAUAGGCUAGGAGCGGCACUGGUGUGGAGCUCAGUCAGAGGCUGCAGUCAUGUUGGACACACUCACCUUCCUGCUGGAGAAGCUCGUCCUCUUGGCGCACAUCAAACUCUCCAUCCUGCUGCCUCCUCCAGCUCCGCCGCUCAGCAGGCGCUCAGAGAGAGAGGAACCGGCCGCCCCUCCGCACAGGUUCCAGCGGGGAGACCUUCUGGAGGUGCCCCGGACCCUUUUUACCCACUUCGGCAUCUACCUCGGGGAUGACCGGGUGGCGCACCUGAUACCCGACAUCCUGCCGGUGCUGACGGCGGACCGGCGGCUGAUCCAGGAGAUGGUCACCAACACCCGUCUCCUCCUCGGGGUGCUCUCUAAGCGGGCCAGCAUCCGGGUGGACUCCGUGGAGGACUUCGCCUACGGAGCCGGGAUCCUGUUGAUACACAUGGACCCGUCGGCGCAGGGCAUGGCGCUCGCGGCCGAGAAGGUGGCGCGGGGGGGGGAGCUGCUGCUGGGCUCCGUGUCCUACAGUCUGCUGUGGAACAACUGCGAGCACUUCGUCACCUACUGCCGCUACGGGAGCGCGCAGAGUCUGCAGACUGAGCAGUUCUGUGAGUGGCUGAAGUCGUUGAUCCGGAACCAAAGUAACAUCCUGUUGGUGGCGCUGCUGGGUCUCCUGUCCGUGAUGUAUUUGGGUCUAUCCUUCAGCACUGUCUUGCCCACCGUUCUCAUCCCCUUCACGAUGUGGAUGGCGAGCUAAAAUGCUCCAGAAUGAUGCAGGAACACGGACAGUAGCCACGUUGGCAAAGCCACAGGAACAAAAGAGUCAUCCACAAGAACAUUUUACCCUUUUAUUAGUAUUUUCUAUUGUAAUUUUCUGUGUUUGAAAUUAGCUUAAGGGUUCGUAUUAAGCACCAUUAGCAACUGGGUGAGGAUCAAACCAGGUAAAAGACAAAAAUGUCCAGAAACAGCACCAACUAGUGGCGAAAGAAUUAAAUUCAGAAAUGUCUGCUUGUGGUCUUAUCAUAUAGUUGUAUUUGUAAGUAAACAAAGAAAUAGAAGAAAACAAUGUUUUCAACCCUUUAAGUUUUUGUGUAAAUAUCUGUACAUGCGUUUGUAUCACUCUAUCAGUUUUUGUACAUAAAAAUACUUUUUAUAAAAAUGCAACACUUCAUAUCCUGUUUUGUAAAUAAAGUGUAAAAUGACAAAUGCAUUAUAUAAAUUUUAUGACACACAGCAGUAAAUGGAAGUAAGAGUAACGCCAUCAUUUUGUCUGCGGUUUGUGUCUUUUGCCCUCUAGUGGCUCUUUUUAGGGAGCAGCAGAGGCUACAAUUAAAAUCAGAUUUAUAAAUUGUAUUAUAAUUAUUCUUAUUGCAGUAUUUUCUCUUCACUUUUCACCUACUCUCAUUUCUUCAUUUUCUCCCUUCCUUGUCCAUCUCCUGAAAAUUGCCUGCUUAAUUUUAUUCUAACCUCUCCUCAUCUGCCUUCCUUCCUCAAAACACUCACAUUUUCCCCUCACACCUUUCAUUGUUUCUAGGUGUCUCCCUUUCUCUACUUUUCUUCAGGUCGUCUACCUUCUCCCCAAUAUUGAAUUUUAUUCAUUCUUCUUCACUUAAUCCCCUUUUUUGCAUCGUUCCUUUCUCCCUCGAGCUCUUAUCCCCUAUUACAUUUCCCCUUAAUCCCUUCUUUUCUCCAAACUCCAGGAGCACAUACAAUAAAA